Messenger RNA from Alosa alosa (allis shad), 2035 nucleotides. Its product is annotated as ankyrin repeat and SOCS box protein 2-like. The transcript is spliced from 10 exons. The record is from RefSeq and is a predicted model, not a curated record. Gene Ontology annotation, cellular component: ciliary inversin compartment. Gene Ontology annotation, molecular function: protein binding. Gene Ontology annotation, biological process: protein localization to ciliary inversin compartment; intracellular signal transduction. Lineage: Eukaryota; Metazoa; Chordata; Actinopteri; Clupeiformes; Clupeidae. Bases 106 to 1824 code for a protein of 572 amino acids.
AGAAAAGGAGGCAAGAGGUGUUAGUCUGUGGAUAUCCAAAAAGCAGCCCCUCAACUCUGUUUUUAAGCCAAUACAAAGCAGUGGAAAGAUUUUUGCCCGUCAAAGAUGAAGCUUGACCACUUGCAUAAUUUCCCAACGUCUGAGGCGACUAGAAGUUACUCUUUCACCUGCAGUGACGGAACACGAUGUGUUGCAUGGAGAAGAUAUGAUGGAACCUUCUACACAACCCAAGAACCUGAAGUGACUGCAGAUCCACUGACCACCGCAGUCACAAGUGGCUCAGUGGACACACUGCUGGAGCUGCUGCAGACCAGACAGCAUCUUAGAGAGGAGAGUAUUCAGGGAUAUCGCCCAGUGCACUUGGCAGCCAUCCACGGGCAGGAGGAAUGCCUUAGGAUCUUGCUGACAGUCCAGCCAGAGGUCAUCGAUCAGUGUGACAAACAGGAGAAAACACCACUCUUUCUGGCUGUGGAGAAUGACCACAUGGCCUGUGUGGAAUAUCUUCUGGAGAAAGGAGCUGACAUCAACAUAGGCAAUAAAGACAGAGAAACUGCUCUACACAAAGCUUGUGAGCAGGAGAACGCAGACGUGGUGGAGCUGUUGUUGACCUACGGCGCCGGGGUGAACUGGGCCUGCUGCCGAGGCUGGACGCCUGUUCACGAGGCGGUGUGCCGCAACAAUGUGGAGAUCUGUGGAAUGCUUCUGAGGGCUGGGGCCAAUCUGAACCAGAGGAACAGCUAUGGCAUCACGCCUUUCUUUCUAGCAGCACAGACCGGCAGUCAAGAGGUCUUGACUUUCCUCAUGAACAAUGGUGCUGAUGUGAACUUCCAAAUGAGCGAUGGAGCCACUGCUCUGUUUGAGGCCUCCAAAAAUGGCCAUGGCAGCGUGGUGAAGCUGCUUCUCGCUCGCAAAGCUGAUGCCAACAAGUCCACCAAAACACAGCUGCUGCCCCUACAUGUCGCAACCCAGCAUGGACACCUGGAGGUAGUGAGCAUGCUGCUUCCGGUCACCAGUGAGGAGAGAAUCAGACAGAGUGGCAUCAGCCCUCUUCACCUGGCAGCCCAGUACAACGAGGACGAGGUCCUGGAGGUCCUCCUUCAGGCUGGAUAUGAUGCCAAUGCCCCGCUCUCUCCAGACCGCUCGUCCAUGUACCAGGACCGUCGGACCACGGCUCUGUACUUUGCGGUCGCUAACGGCAACUUGGAUGCAGCUGAGAUGCUGUUGGAAGCCGGUGCCAAUACAAACCAAGACACGUUCAACCCCCUUCUGGUGGCCGUGAGGCAGGGGAACAUCCAGAUGGUGCGAUUGCUUGUGGAGCACGGGGCCGACGUCAAUGCCCGGAUGCCUAACUGUCAGCUAGCAUUCCCUGCCGUGGUGCUGCUGUGCGUGAGAUACCCAGCCAUGCUGAAGCUCCUGCUGGAUCACGGCUGCGAUGCCCAGGCCUGCUUUCAGUGCCAGUGUGACUCUAAUUCACACCCACCUGCCAAAGGGCUCCGCAAAGACGACCUUGGGCUCCAGAGGGAGGGGCCCUGCAUGCAGUUCUGUGAGAUGAUCUCUGCUCCCUCAGUCUGCGGCUGGGCAGGUCCCAUCAUUGACCUCCUCCAGGACUACGUGGGAUACGUGAAGCUCUGUUCCAGACUCAAACAACUGCUAGACAGCCGCCAGGACUGGGUUGGAGUAAAGGAAAGGGCUAAGAACCCUCCAUCCCUCAGGCAUCUGUGUCGGCAGCAGAUCCGCCAGGAGGCUGGUCUUCAGAGGCUGCUGCUCCUCCGCACGCUCCCUCUUCCCAGAAGACUAAUCAGAUACCUCCACUAUGAUGAAUGAGCCGGCCUCCCUCAUCCCACCUGUCAGAGUGGAUCAUUAUUAAACACCUGACAUGAUGGGCACAGUCCCACUAGGAGAGAUGAACAAUAACAGAGACUUAAACCUUUAAUGAAGAGCCUGAGCCUGUGUGCCUAUGAGUUUGUAGUAGUACACAAAUCUCAAUAAUAUAAGUGCAUGUGCAUAAUGUUGAUAAAUCUGACUGUUGCAUCAC